AUGGGCCAGCUCGGUGACCUGUCGCCUGAGGCCGGCAUCGCUGUUGGCAUCGUCGUCGGCCUCCUCUCCACCUCCAUCCAGAGCUUGGGUCUUACCCUGCAGCGCAAGUCGCAUCUGGUCGAAGAUGCCAAAGACAAUGAGGAAGAGCGUCGGCCAGCCUACAAGAGACGUAAAUGGCAGAUAGGCAUGCUCAUGUUCGUCGUCUCCAACGUUGUCGGUAGCACGAUACAGAUCACCACGCUGCCGCUCCCAGUGCUGUCGACGUUGCAGGCAUCAGGCCUGGUCUUUAACACCGCAUUUGCGACUCUGCUGCUGGGCGAGCCGUUCACACGGUUCUCCAUCAUCGGCACAGUUCUCACAUGUGGCGGCGCUGCAUUGAUUGCAUCCUUCGGAGCGAUUGGCGAGCCGGCGCAUAGUCUGGAUCAGCUGCUAGACCUGCUCCGCGGCAAGGGUUUCAUCAUCUGGAUGGUCGGAACUCUGGUGGUGGCGCUGGGAACCAUAGUUUUCUCCCACAUCCUCAAAGUCUGGUCGUCGCACAGGCACAUCGAACACCACUACCUCAAAUCCGAACGUCCCCGAUCAUCGUCGAUAUCUUCCUUGAGCCCGGGAAACAUCAAGAGAUCAUUCACACAAUCGCUGCCGAAGCAGCUACAACUUAGAGUCGGUCGGCUUCGUCUGCUCAGAGGCCUUUCUUACGGCUUGGUAUCUGGCAUUCUGUCCGCCCACUCUCUCCUUGUCGCGAAGUCAGCCGUCGAGCUCCUAGUGCGGACGAUUGUCGACCGAAACAACCAGUUCAACCAGUUUCAGUCAUGGCUGAUAUUGGUCGCAUUGCUCUUCUUCGCCCUAACACAACUAUACUACCUACACCUUGGCCUACGACUCUGCAGUACCAGCGUAUUAUACCCGUUUGUUUUCUGCAUAUACAAUAUUAUCGCAAUCCUAGACGGUCUGAUAUAUUUCCGUCAGGCUUCACGGCUGAGUGCUCUGCACGGCGGGCUUGUUGCGCUCGGUACUGUCGUCCUACUAGCCGGCGUGUUCGCAUUGUCAUGGCGUCUGGACGAUACGACGCCUGAAGAAGAGCCAUCUUCUGCUGUCCCGACCACGCCUCUCGCGCCGGGAAUGGGCAUCAUGCCCACCUCCGAAGACGAAUCGCGAGAAUCACUGCUCUCACGCCCCCGAUCUCGAGGAUCUACGAAUGCGUCGCAAACAAGUCUGAAUGAGCAAACACCACUACUCUCCGCGAACCGCCGACGGAGCCGCACUCCUACGCUUACUGUGCAGCCUCCGCCAGACAUCGAGGCAUCCGCAAGAGACAUCUGGGCCGAGCUCGACGACGAUCAGGAUAAUUCAGACUUUCUCGCCAGUCUACCUGGGGCAUCGCCAUUCUUGUCACACAAAGCUCUCCAACGUCGGCGGAAGCGUGGCGACUCAGCCAGCUCGUUAGCGAUUUCGAGCACUUCCGACAGCGCAGAGCCCGCCUGGAGAAGAGCAAGUGGUGGAUCAGCAGGAGGUGACAAGACUCCAGCGACGCCAGAAAGGAGUCCUACCGGAAUCAGGAGGAUCAGCGCCGAGCAGCCUCGGCGUAAUCGCAGCUCCAGCGUGCGCUUUGCAGAGAGCCAGCAUGAUCGGAGUAGGUACGAUGCGAAAGGGAAGAACGGGGAUGUGGGAGAGAACGGCUGA
Messenger RNA from Cyphellophora attinorum, 1680 nucleotides. Its product is annotated as putative magnesium transporter NIPA8. Gene Ontology annotation, biological process: magnesium ion transport. Gene Ontology annotation, molecular function: magnesium ion transmembrane transporter activity. The coding region runs from base 1 to 1680 and encodes 559 amino acids. NCBI's taxonomy places the organism in Eukaryota, Fungi, Ascomycota, Eurotiomycetes, Chaetothyriales, Cyphellophoraceae. Gene Ontology annotation, cellular component: membrane. The transcript has 2 exons. The record is from RefSeq and is a predicted model, not a curated record.